UUUGGUUUACUUAUAAAGAGGUGGAUGAGUAAAACAGGGCUCACUCAUGCUGUGAGCUAUAUAGUUACCAGGGCGGGUAACAGGAGCAGGUCCGUAUGAGUAGUCAGCGAUGGUUAGCGCCGAUAAUCAGUAGUCGGUAGCCUGCUUUCUCUGUGUACGCGUCCUUAUCAGACUCAAAAUUUGUACCACCAGAUCUAGACUCGGAGGGGUGCAAUGUCAACUCGACUCAGAUGACGAGGGAGUACCAAGCCGAGGUGAGGUAUUGAAUCCCGACCUAUAACUGUUAUGGACACUGAACAACAUGGCUUUGUGUAGCAACGCCAGCAUGACCACCGCCAGCACCAACACCACCAUGGGAAAGGACGCUAAAGAGAAGGGCGCUAAAGAGAAGACCACCAUAGAAAGGACACCGUUGACAAGGCUGCCCGGAAGGAAGACAAGGCCCGCGCAAGGCGACCCGCCGUCCCGUGCACCGCCUCGCCGCUGCUGCAGUGGCCCCGAGGCAUGCUGUUCGCCUUCCUCAGCGACGUGGUGGACCCACCCGCCACGCUCGUCAUGGGGGCGGACAAACACGAGAACGACAGCCUGACGGCACAGGCCACGGAGCGCGUGCUCUUCUUCCACGUGGACGCGCUGCCCUCGGCCCACGUGUACCUGCAGCUGGAGCCCGGCCAGCGCCCGCGGGACGUGCCCGCCGCGCUGCUGCAGGACGCGGCCCAGCUGUGCAAGGCCAACAGCACGCAGGGCAACAAGCUAAACAACGUGGCGGUGAUCUACACGCCGGGAUCAAACCUGCACAAGCCGCCCAAGAUGAAGGCCGGCGAGGGGGAGAAGAAAACGGGUGAGGGCACGGGACACAAGGUCCGCUCUGGGUGUGCUACUUAUCUUCGUGCGACCGCUCACAUAAACUUUGCAACUAUUGUGUAAAAUUGUCAAUACCAUUUUUA
Eriocheir sinensis (Chinese mitten crab) is the source of this 947-nucleotide messenger RNA. Its product is annotated as coiled-coil domain-containing protein 25-like. Bases 505 to 927 code for a protein of 140 amino acids. The record is from RefSeq and is a predicted model, not a curated record. The transcript has 2 exons. Lineage: Eukaryota; Metazoa; Arthropoda; Malacostraca; Decapoda; Varunidae.